GGCGCUUGUACGGUCAUGACGUCAUGGUGGGACCAAAGUCAGAAGAUCGUUCGGUACAAAAACAUCAAUGCCUGUAUAACUCCACUUUGCUAUCUUCAUGGUCAUGCUGUUACUACUAUAGAGGGUGUUGGAAGCAACCAGAACGGCUUACACCCACUCCAGGAGACUUUGGUUAGCUGUCACGGAGUCCAGUGUGGAUAUUGUUCCCCUGGUUUUGUCAUGUCUGUUUAUACCCUCACACAGAACAACAGGGCGCCAUCACAAGAAAGACUCGAACAGGCACUGGAAGGUAAUCUUUGUAGAUGCACAGGUUACAGACCGAUCAUCGAGGCUUUUAAACCGUUUUGCAAGGUAUCAUCAAAUUUACAUUUUGACUUUGAAAAAAUAUGCUCUUUUCUCGCUUGCGAGAUAAUGAUAUAACAUCGAAAUAAUAUAAAAUACAAAUAUACAUAUAUGUAUCUUUACCUGCAACAGGCACUUGCUUCAGGAAAUCUCCGAUUCGUGUGUGGCAAUAUGGCGUGGAUCAGACCAACCUCUUUAACCGAAGUUCUAAAUAUAAUGAAUGAUGUUCCUGGUGCACGAAUUGUUAUGGGUGUCACAGGCAUGGGUUACAGUAUGAGGACAGGACACGUGGCCGGAAGCACACUUAUUUGUUGUUCGCAUAUACCGGAAAUGAAUGUGUUGCUUUCACGUGACAGUCUGCUAGAGGUUGGUGCUGCGGUUGAUCUUGCAAGCUUAGAGAGUCAUUUAGAUGGUAUCAUUUCGGCUGAUAAAACAGGUUCGCAAAACACGGGCUUCCAUGCACUUAAGAAGAGUUUGCGGUGGAUUGCUUCAGAUCAAAUCAAGCAUACUGCGACAAUUGGUGGUCAUCUAGCAGUUUGUGACCCACGUUCAGAUCUGUAUCCAGUGUUAAUGUCUUUAGGUGCUAAAGCUAUCAUAGCUACGAAAGACAGUCGGUCAGAAACUUUGAUAGAUGCUAAUUUCAUUGCGGGACCUUGGAAAACCAUCCUUAAGGAAUCGGAUGUUAUCGUGUCUGUGCGAAUUCCUAUGGAAGUGCAAAACAAAACCUUUUACUAUAAGCAGUCAAAGAGGAAAAGUUUUGACUACGCUAUCGCCAAUGCUUGCUUUACCGUCACCUUUGUUGAUGAGUUGGUUACCUCAGCACGUCUUUGUUUUGGCGGGAUUGGACAAACUUUCCAAUUAGCAACAGUUAGUGCUUGCUCACUUGUUGGAAAACGCCUCAUUUCUUCGACGUUUAAACAAGUACAUAAAGAGCUCGGAGAAGAACUGCGACAGAUGCAAAUAGAAAAUGUGAACAAGGUCAAGCUGCAGAUAGCCGAAGGUUUUUUUCGGAAGUUCUGGAACCAAAUAGCUAUUGAUAUUGACGAGACAGAUGCUUUAGACGACAUUCUUGAAUGGGGCACUAGUAGGGGCACACAAGUGUGGGAAGCUCCUUCCAUGACGCAACCGAAACACGAUUCAGUGGGACAACCAAUUCCAAAUAUUUCAGGGCGUUUCCUGGUGACUGGUGAAGCAACUUUUAUUGCAGACAUGCCGAGUUCUCAAAGUGAGAUUUGGGUGGAACUUGUCUGCAGUACAAAAGCACAUGCCAAGAUUGUGUCAGUAAAUUUAACAAAAGCGAGAGAGACCCCUGGUUACAUCGACUAUAUGGACUCGAGUUGGAUACCUGGGACGAACGAAUGGGGAGUUUCAGCUCAAGACGACGUACUGUUUGCAACAUCAGAGGUACACUACUACGGGCAACCAGUGGGUGCAGUAUUAGCGGAGACAGCAGACGCAGCGAGUAGAGCAUCACUCGUUGUGGAAAUCCAUUACGAGGACCUUCCUGCUAUUCUGACUCUGCAGGACGCCAUUGGCAAGGGAUCUGUUUUGCCUUUCAAAUCUAAACCACUGGUAUCUGGAGAUCCUGAGAGGGAAUUUGAUCAGUGUGAUCACAUACGGGAGGGUGUGAUACAAUCCGGAUAUCAGGAACACAUGUACAUGGAACCGAUAGCAGCCAUAGUUGUCCCUCACGAGUCAGAUGAAUUAGAAGUAUUCGUCUCAACCCAGUCUCAAAGAUUUUGUCAAAGGACGAUUUCAAAGUUUUUGAACAUCCCGGCAAACCGUAUAACAGUCAGGACAAGAAGACUGGGCGGUGGAUUCGGGGGAAAGGAGUUCCGAGUGAUGUACGCAUUAGGUCCUGCAGCAGUGGCAGCGUACAGAACGAAACGACCUGCUCGAUGUGUAUUGGACAGAUCCAAGGAUAUCAUGAUAAGUGGAAAACGUCAUCCAAUGCGUGCAGACUACAAAGUAGGGUUCAAUAAUAACGGUCAGCUGAAAGCAGUUCAACUACAAAUUUUCAUUGAUGCUGGAUAUUCGCUAGAUACCACAGCGGGAGUCCUGAGCAAAGCCAUGUUUCACGUCGAUGGUAGCUACAAUAUUCCAAACCUUAAAGUAGAAGGACAUAUCUGCAGGACAAACACACCGUCCAAUACAUCAUUCCGAGGUUUUGGGGCUCCAGAAGGAGCUUUUAUGAUCGAAUCAAUCAUUGCUGAGGUGGCAGAAUCGCUGAAUAUAUCCCCCGAGGAGAUCCGAUCAAUGAAUUUGUACCACGAAGGAGAUACUACCCACUACCGGAAGGUGCUGACAAACUGCAAUCUUGACAGAUGUGUGCAAGAGUGUAAAAUUCAAAGUAACUACGAUGAGAAGAAAAAAGAAAUCAGCCAGUAUAACAAACAACAUAAUUGGAGAAAAAGAGGAAUAGCGCUGAUGCCGUGUAAAGCUGGCAUUUCUGUGCCACUUCGAGAAUACAAUCAAGGUAGUGCCCUAGUGAAUGUGUAUACUGAUGGAUCAGUGUUAAUAUCACACGGGGGUGUUGAGAUGGGCCAAGGUCUACAUACCAAAAUGAUACAAGUUGCUUCGAGAGCCCUUGGUGUGCCUAUAUCCAACAUUCAUAUCUGCGACACUGGGACCAACAUUAUACCGAAUUCGUUAUCGUCAGCAGCAAGCAUUUGUUCAGACAUUUACGGAGAGGCCGUACUGGAUGCUUGCAGUAAAAUCGUGAAAAGACUGAAGCCUAUUAGUGAGAAACAUCCAAACAUAUCCUGGAGCGAUUUGCUUGCUCAAGCCUUUCUUGAACGGAUCAGCCUGUCAGCUACCGGUUACAGUCGGAUAGGUACAAACCACUGGGACUUCGAGAAGGGGGAAGGCGACCCAUUUCACUACUACACAUAUGGGGCCGGAUGUUCCGCAGUAGAGGUUGACUGUUUGACAGGAGAACACAAAGUGCUGAGCACCGAUAUAGUGAUGGAUGUCGGGAAAAGUCUUAACCCUGGAAUAGACAUCGGGCAGAUAGAGGGCGCUUUUGUACAGGGAUACGGGUGGAUGACAACAGAGGAAAUUCGAGUGGAACCAGAUGGACAAUAUAACGUUUCAGGUCCAGUUGAGUACAAGAUCCCAAAUGUCAAAGGUAUUCCGAGAGAGUUCAGAGUCUCACUCUUAAAGGACUGUCCGAAUGAGCGAGCUGUGUAUUCUUCAAAGGGAAUCGGUGAGCCCCCUCUCAUAUUAUCCAUAUCAGUGUAUUUAGCGCUGCGAGACGCCAUCAAUUCUGCCAGAAGUGACGCUGGACUUCCUUUAGUGACCAAACUAGAUAUACCACUUACUGUUGGGGCCAUCCGGAUGUCGUGUCCUUGA
Messenger RNA from Ylistrum balloti, 3693 nucleotides. Its product is annotated as xanthine dehydrogenase/oxidase-like. The transcript has 31 exons. NCBI's taxonomy places the organism in Eukaryota, Metazoa, Mollusca, Bivalvia, Pectinida, Pectinidae. The record is from RefSeq and is a predicted model, not a curated record. Gene Ontology annotation, molecular function: oxidoreductase activity; FAD binding; iron ion binding.